AUGGACCAAAGCGCGCCUCUGGCAGCAGAUGAGACGGUCUCCAAAUGGCGGCUGCAGCGAUUGCGGCGCCUUCGACGACAAACUCACCAACAGCUGUUGCAGGUGCACGGUCGGAUCCCGUACGUGCGAAAAGUGCCGUUGGCCGCCAUCUUGGUCAUCGCCCUUCUCAUCCUCGUCAACCUGGUAGUCUGGGCAAUAUGCGGGCUGAUCCUCGCGUCACAUACCCAUCUGCUGUCGACGGCCGCGCUGGCGUACACGCUGGGACUCCGUCACGCUCUUGACGCCGACCACAUCUCGGCUAUCGACCUGAUGACGCGGCGUCUGAUCGCCACAGGCCAGCGACCCGUCACGGUGGGUACGUUCUUCAGCCUCGGACACAGCACCAUCGUGGUGGUGACUUCGAUCGUGGUGGCGGCCACCGCAGCCGGCGUGUCCAGCCGCUUCGACAGCUUCGGCACCGUCGGCGGCAUCAUCGGCACCUCCGUGUCCGCGGCGUUCCUCAUCUUGCUGGGCCUCAUGAACAUGUAUAUUCUCUACAAGCUGGUCGUGCAGAUAAAGAAAGUCAUCCGUAUGCAGCCAGACCAGGAGGCUGCCGAGGCCUGGAACGUCCAGGGCGGCGGCUGUUUGUUCCGCGCCCUGAAGAAGAUGUUCAGACUCAUCGAUCGACCUUGGAAAAUGUACCCGCUUGGCGUCCUCUUCGGCCUCGGCUUCGACACCAGUUCCGAGAUCGCCCUGUUGGGCAUCAGCAGCAUCCAAGGUGCCCGAGGCACCAGUAUGUGGUUGAUUUUGGUUUUCCCCGUUUUGUUCACAGCCGGCAUGUGUCUCGUCGACACCACAGACGGUGCGCUGAUGAUGAGCCUCUACGUCGCGCCUAUGGGCAUGGGUGGCGACGACGACGACGACGCCAAGAAAGAUCAAAACCAAGAUGCAGGUCAAGCCCAGAACCAGAAUCCGAACCUCGGUCAAGACGAUGACCAGGGUCAGCAGCACCAUCACCACCACCAGCAACAAGUUGACCAGCAGAUCUAUGCAGACACUGCCGAACCAUUGAUCCUCGAGGAUAUUGAAGGCCAGACGCACUCGACCAUACCCGCAUCCACAACCACGCCGGCCGCUCGUGUCAAAGACCCCCUGACUUUUCUGUACUACUCGAUCGUGCUGACGACGCUGACGGUCAUGUGCGCCAUCAUCAUUGGUGUCAUACAGCUCCUGUCGCUGAUCCUCAAUGUGGCGUCCCCGACCGGCAAGUUCUGGGACGGCGUCGAGACUGCCGGCGAAUACUACGAAGUCAUCGGCGGCGCCAUCUGCGGCAGCUUCCUCGUUUUCGGCGGCCUCAGCGUGCUGUGCUACAAGCCGUGGAGAAGGUGGGUCGACGCCGAGAGAGAGAAGAUGAAAUCAAGUCAAGCCCGGAAUCCCCACUCCCUUUCCCUCUCCCGUUCCCGCUCGUCCCGACCUGACGGAGACAAUGGAGUGGCAGAGGUGGAGACAGAGACCGAAGAAGACGAUGACCCUCGUCGUCGUGCUGUCAUGGCCGCUCGCCAUGGAGAUGCCGAGCUUAUCGACAUUGACGUGGAGCGCACGACAACCACGCACAGAGUCGCCGGCAAGGCAUUUGAUGGCCACGAGCCUGGGAGUGUGCAUGUUGCUGCCAGUCGGUCCGACUGA
Messenger RNA from Capronia epimyces CBS 606.96, 1665 nucleotides. RefSeq names its product high-affinity nickel-transporter. The transcript has a single exon. Lineage: Eukaryota; Fungi; Ascomycota; Eurotiomycetes; Chaetothyriales; Herpotrichiellaceae. Gene Ontology annotation, cellular component: plasma membrane. The coding region runs from base 1 to 1665 and encodes 554 amino acids. Gene Ontology annotation, molecular function: nickel cation transmembrane transporter activity. Gene Ontology annotation, biological process: nickel cation transmembrane transport. The record is from RefSeq and is a predicted model, not a curated record.